ACGCCCAGCGUCUACAUUGCCACCAAAGCGUAAAACACAUUUCCAGUCUGGCAAUACCAUUGGUCUUGUUAACAUUUUGACAUUUAACAAUUUUCAGUCUGGCAGUACCCUUUUUAUACGCGAUUGUGCGAUUUAGCCGUCGAAUAUUUUAUUCGUUCUAUUAACUAACAAACAACAGGGGUGCAAAAGAGUAAGCUAAAGUCGCCAACAUGUCAAGAUUUUUCGCAAAUGGUUCUGACUCGGAAACCGAUUCCGGGGAUGAGGAGGUUCAGAUCCCAACCCAAGCUAAAGCCACAGCCUACGCCUUCAGUGACGAUGAGGAGGAGGUCAAGCGUGUUGUACGCUCCACCAAGGAAAAACGUUAUGAGAACAUUACUGCCCUCAUCAAAACCAUACGAAAUCAUAAGAAAAUUAAAGACAUGGCUAGCAUAUUAACUACAUUUGAAGAUCUGACCAGGGCCUAUCAAAAGGCAUUGCCGGUUAUAUCCAAGGAAGAAAACGGUAUUACACCCCGUUUCUAUGUGCGCUGUCUGGCCGAAUUAGAAGACUUCAUCAAUGAGGUGUGGGAGGAUAGGGAAAGCCGCAAAAACUUGUCCAAGAACAGUGCCAAGUCUUUGGGUACAUUGCGUCAGAAGGUGCGCAAAUACAUCAAAGAUUUCGAAGAUGAUUUGGCCAAGUUCCGUGAAAAUCCUGAUCAAGAAAGCGAGGCCGAAGAUGAAGAGGCCGCCGAAGAAUCCGAUCAAGAUAAGGAUGAUGAUUUUGGCAGCGCUGGCGCCAAUCGCGAUUUGAAACAACAAAUGUCGGCGGAUCAAAAAAGCUCAAAGUCUGCUCCCUCCAAAAUUGAUCAGGCUGAUGAUGAGUCCGAUGAUUCCAUUGAUUGGGAUUCCGAUUCUGAAUCGGAAUCAGAGUCUUCAGAUGAUGACAAUCAAUAUGUCAACAUUCGUGAUCGUUUCUUGAAGAAGGCGGCCACUGGCAAGGAAGAUAAGGACGAACGGGAGGACCGUAAAAAGGAAAAGCGUACCAAGGAACCAAAAAUGCGCCGCAAGCAAGAAGAGGGCGACGAUGAGGGUGUAUGGGAAAUUGUUGUCAAGGGCCCGGUUGUGGAGAAGCCCAAAAUGUUCGAACAAGAUGCCGAAAUUGAUGUACCCUUGGUAUUGGCCAAGUUGUUGGAAAUCAUGUCUGCCCGUGGCAAGAAACGUACCGAUCGCCGUAUGCAGAUCGAUAUGCUUUUCGAGCUAUUGGAAAUUUCCGAACAACACAACUUGGGUGUUGCUGUGGCCGUUAAAAUCCACUUCAACAUUAUCUCUGCCAUCUAUGACUACAACCAAAAGAUUUCGGAACCAAUGAAAUUGGAACAUUGGGGCAAAUUGUUGGAUGUUAUGCAGAGCAUGAUGAAAUUAUUGUUGGCCAAUGAGAACAUUGUCAUGAGCGAAAGCGUUUCCGAGGAGAAUGAGGAAUUCGUGGAAGCGCCGUUCCAUAUUCGUGGCUGUCCUUUGGCUGCUGUAGAACGUUUGGACGAUGAGUUCACCAAGUUGCUCAAGGAGUGUGAUCCCCAUUCCAAUGAUUAUGUGGUGCGUCUCAAGGAUGAGGUGACCGUGACCAAGAUCAUUGAAAGUGUUUUGCAAUAUUUCGAAAAGAUUGGCAACAACAAUGAGCGUUGCCGCAUCUAUUUGAGAAAGAUUGAACAUUUGUACUACAAAUUCGAUCCUGAGGUAUUGAAACAGAAACGCAAGGAGCUUCCUGCCGGCACUGUUACUUCCGUCCAGGUUAUGGAUCGCCUGUGUAAAUUCAUUUAUGCCAAGGAUGAUACCGAUCGUAUUCGUACUCGUGCCAUUUUGGCCCAUAUCUACCACCAUGCUCUGCAUGAUAACUGGUUCCAGGCCCGUGAUUUGGUACUCAUGUCCCACUUGCAGGAUAGCAUUGAUUCUGCCGAUCCUUCCACCAAGAUCCUGUACAAUCGCAUGAUGGCCAAUUUGGGAUUGUGUGCCUUCCGUCAGGAAAACAUCAAGGAUGCCCAUCACUGUUUGGUCGACCUAAUGGUCACUGGCAAACCCAAAGAAUUGUUGGCCCAAGGCUUGUUGGCUCAACGCCAACAUGAACGUUCCGCCGAGCAGGAAAAAAUUGAGAAACAACGUCAAAUGCCCUUCCAUAUGCACAUUAAUUUGGAAUUGUUGGAAUGUGUGUACCUUGUGUCGGCCAUGCUCAUUGAAAUUCCCUACAUUGCUGCCCAUGAGUUCGAUGCUCGUCGUCGCAUGAUCAGCAAGACAUUCUAUCAACAAUUGCGUUCGUCGGAGCGUCAAUCCCUCGUCGGUCCUCCUGAGUCUAUGCGUGAACACGUUGUGGCUGCUGCCAAGGCAAUGCGCUGCGGCAACUGGCAGGCAUGUGUCAACUUCAUUGUCAACAAGAAAAUGAACACCAAGGUCUGGGAUCUUUUCUACGAAUCGGAUCGUGUGCGUGAAAUGUUGGUGAAGUUCAUCAAGGAGGAAUCGUUGCGCACCUAUUUGUUUACCUAUUCGAAUGUCUAUACUUCGUUGAGCAUUCCUUCCUUGGCUCAGAUGUACGAGUUGCCUGUACAAAAGGUUCAUUCAUUGAUAAGUAAAAUGAUCAUCAAUGAAGAGUUGAUGGCUAGUUUGGAUGACCCCAGCGAAACGGUGGUUAUGCAUCGUUCGGAACCCUCACGUCUACAGGCUUUGGCAAUGCAGUUUGUUGAUAAGGUCACCAAUUUGGUGGAUGUCAAUGAAAAGAUAUUCGAUAUGAAACAGGGUAACUUCUUCCAACGUGGCAAUAUGGGUAACCGUGAUCGUGGCUAUAACCGCAAUCAAAACAAUCAAGGUGGUGGCAACUGGGGUGGUCAACGUCGCGACAAUCGCAAUCAGCGCAAUCGUAAUCAGCGCAACCAACAUCAUCAUAAGCAGCAACAACAACAGCAGCACCAUCAACAGCAGCAACAACAGCAGCAGCAACAGCAACAACACGAACAACCCCUGCAACAAGUCGUCGAAGAGGAGUAAAUCCUCGUUUGGGGUCGAUAUCGCAAGAAAGAGACGGAAGAGGAGGAGGGAGAGAAGGAGAAAAGAAACGCGUUUAUUACCACUACCACCACCAGCAACACCAGCAACAAAAUCUAUUCCUCCGGGGGAAUUGUAUUAUGGACUAUUUAGGCUAUAAUGUUUAUUGCAAUCUUUGUCGAUUAGCUCCCGGUCACAAUGUGUCGUGACUUCUCUCAGCCCGUUGCAUUGUGGCCGGGGGCAAAUAAAAAAUAUAUUUUUUAUUUGUAAUUUAUAAUAAUUUGUUUAUUCGUUUUUUUAUAUAUGAAACAAAGCUGUAAAGGAAGAUUGUAAGAAGCAAUGGCAAAGACUUAAAAGAUGCUGUUGCACAUUCAAAACGCGUCAUUGUUGUCCCCUCAUUGUAAACUAGGAGAAGCAAUUUUUUUAUGUAAUUCAUUAAAAAAAAAAAACAAAAAGUAAAACAAAAAUAUCUGAUAAAAACCAUUAAUAUUUAAUAAAGAAAAAAAGAGAAAACUCCGAAAAGGA
This is a messenger RNA of Musca domestica (house fly), 3533 nucleotides long. It is a transcript of the gene eIF3c, whose product is annotated as eukaryotic translation initiation factor 3 subunit C. The transcript is spliced from 3 exons. The record is from RefSeq and is a predicted model, not a curated record. Gene Ontology annotation, biological process: translational initiation. NCBI's taxonomy places the organism in Eukaryota, Metazoa, Arthropoda, Insecta, Diptera, Muscidae. Gene Ontology annotation, molecular function: translation initiation factor activity; translation initiation factor binding; RNA binding. The coding region runs from base 210 to 3011 and encodes 933 amino acids. Gene Ontology annotation, cellular component: eukaryotic translation initiation factor 3 complex.